AUGUUUAGAAUUGAAUCAUAUAUAACGUCAAUUAUACUAAGUUAUGUUGAAAAAUAUGUAAAGAAUUUAAGACGUCAAGAUGCUCAAGUAUUAAAAUUAUACGAAUUAUUAUAAUUAUAUGAAUUAUUAAUUAAGAAUGGUUAAUGUAAUAACUUUUUGAAAUAUGUAAUAUACUUUUAGGUGUCAUUAUGGGACGGAGAAGGUUUAUUUCAAAAUCUUGAGUUAGAUUUAGAUGUUUUAGAAAAAGAAUUAAAUUUACCAUUUAUUGUAUUGAGUGGUCAUAUAAAUCAAUUACGAAUUCGAGUUCCAUGGACAAAACUCGGAUCAGAAGCUGUUAAAAUUACAAUUGACACAAUAGGUACGAAUUGUUUUAUUUAAAUGUCUACCUUACGGAAUAUAACCAAACUAAUUUUUUUUUAAAUCCAUGACUAAUUCAUAAAUUUAAUUUUACCAUUGUUGAUAUGUUGUAUAUUGUGUAUGUAUUUAGAAUGUGUUUUAAAAUUAAAGACUCCUCAACAGAAGAAAGCAAAAAAGAAUGAUAAAAGGCAAGUUGGCUUUUACUUGUUAAUUUUUAUUAUAGCUUUAAUAAUAUAAAUUAUGAUCAAUUUUAAUGAUUGUUUAAAAUUAAACUUUAUUGUGCUAAUUAUCUUGUAUAGAAUAAUAAAUCAUAAUAUUAUAAUAUAAGUAAAUUUAAUCAAAUUAAAUAGUUAAGAUAAUAUUUAAACUUAUAAGUAUAGGUACUUGGUUGAAGAAUAUAUUUGUUUUCAAGCUCAAUCUACUUAGGUAGUUAUUUCAGGGUAACAUUAACAAUCUAAAAAUAAUUUACUUGUUAACAUCCAUUAACAUACAUUUUUAUAAUAAUAUUUUAUUUCACAGUAGAUAGUUUUUUGAAUACUUUAAAAUUAGUUGUUUAGAUUAUGCUAGAGUAUUUACACAGUGUUUUCUUUUUCAUAUAGUCAUUACAGUUUUGUUUAUCUACUUUUUUUUUUUUACAUCGUUAUUUAUGAUUAAUUAAAAAAAAUGGAUUUAUUUACAAAUAAAGCUGCUAAAUAUAGAAGACAAUAUUAAUACUUCUUGAAUUUUUUAAACUUUGCGAUAUUUAAUUCAAAAAUAAUAAUUAUAACAAUUUAAUUAUACCUAAAUAAAUUUUUUUUUAAUUAGCGCGUUUACUGAGUUCCGAUACCAACAGGCAUCAUUAGGGACGCAUCGAAUGCUAUUUGGAUUCAUGAAUUUGAAGUUUAUGGUUCAUUAUUUUGUGUGCAAGGCUAAAAGCUAUUUAAUUGUUAGUUAGUGUGAUUAAAUAGCCAUUUCAUAAUAUGUAUUCUUAUAUCAUUCACAAGUACUGAGACUGUGUUUUUCCUUUUAUCUAAUAUAUAUGAACACACUGAAAAAAGAAACAUAAAAAUUCGUAUGAGUGUACAUUUAAACUUAACUGUACAAAGUUAUAAUUUUUAUUAUUAAUGUGAGUUGACAAAGAAUCAUGGAUUAUACAUUUAUUUUAUGUCAUUUUUGUUGGUUAAGCAGUCACCAGUUGUUUUUACUUUUUUACUAUUGAGUCAAUGUGUUGACCAGUGUUGAAAUCAGUAAAAAUAUACACCCAAUUAUAUACAAAGAAUAAUAAAUUAUUUAACUGAUUUUGUUGUUUGGUUUAGUGUUGAAAUAAAAUUGUGCAUAGAGUACAGCAGAAAUGAGAAUACUUAGAUGGAUGGUUGGAGUAACGAGAGAAGAUAUGAUGAGCAUUAUGACAGUACAUAAGAGAUAGCUUAUGUAUGUUUUCAAUAGCAAACAAAAUGAGAAAAAUAAACUGAUAUGGUUUGGGCAUGUUAUAGGUAGAGAAAAAUCUGAAGCAGUAAGAAUUGUAAUGAAAAUAACUAUAAUGGGAAAGAGGGGUAGAAGAAAACUAAAUAAAAGAUAGUUGAAUACAAUUGAGAACGAUAUGGAUGGAUGUGAGGUGGAAGAUUGGGUCUAGUGAAAAUUUAGACAAAAAGUGGCCGAUCCUUUAUAUAUAUAGUUUAGAUGAAGGCAAAGGAGAGAAGAAAAAAAAUAAAAAAUAAAUAAUUUACAGUUACAGGACAAGUACUGAUUAUGACGAGUUACCGCCUCCAUCAUAUGUCCAGAGUUUAAUCAAUAAAAUUAUUGGGAAUCUAUCAGUAACAUGCAAUAAUAUUAUAUUAAAAUAUAUUGAAGAUGAUAUUGUACUUUCUAUGAAUAUAAAAUCAAUCACAUUAGAUUCAUGUAAUGAAAACUGGAUACCUGAUAUUAUUGGUUAGUAUAAUUUGUAGCUCAAUUAUUCCAGUAGUUUGUAAAAAAAUUCAAUCUGGUUGAAUUUUUCUUAUCAUGUAUAUCUAAAGUAAAAACAAAAAACAAAAAAAUAUUAUCAUUUGAUUUACAAGUGCAUGUCUAAUAAUAAUAAAUAUAUUUAAUACAUUAAAAGAAAUUUAAUAAAUUUAACUAAAUUUAAAAAAAAAUUGAUGCUUUAAUAAGAGUAUUAAAAUACUUGUUUAUUUUUUUUUAGAGUUAACACCAUCUCAAUUGAUUUUAAGAAAAAUUAUAUAUUUUUCUGAUGUGACGAUUUGCUUGGACAGAAGAAAUUCUUCAGGAUGCAUUGAAACCUAUUUGGAACCAUUAUUAUACAAAUGUUCAUUAUCCAUUCGUUUAUGUCGCAAAUUUCGAUCUCCUCAUUCUGCUCGACCAUAUGUGACCCAAAUGGAUAUGUUCUGUUCAAAAAUCCCUUUCAUUCUCACUGAACCUCAGCUACCAAUGUUUUUGAGGUUGUUAACUAUGAUAUUAGAACUUAAUCCAACUGAUCCCCCUGAAAUAAAUAACCCUAUUGAUGAAGAACACAACAGAAGCUCCAGUAGCUGUAGUUCAAGUAAAUCAAGUUUAUUUUUUAAUUCUUUUCCUUUUUCUUCAUCCAAACUAUUUGGGGUCAGCCACUCUUGUUCUUAAAAACUUGUUCCUGUAAACUUUCACUUGACACAAUCUCCCAUUUCACAUACACCAGCUGUCCUCAUAUUAUUUUCAAUCAUAUUUAACUAGCUUUUUUGUGGUCUUCCUCUCCCCCUAUUUUCUCCUAUGUCCAUUUUCAUUACAAUUCUUACUGCUUCUAAUUCUUCUCUCCUCAUGACAUUUCCAAAACAUCUUAGUAUAUUUUAUAUUAUUUUGUCCACUAUCGAAGCCAAACCUAAGCUACCUCUUAUGUACUUAUUCAUUAUACUAUAUUCUCUUGUUACUACAUUCAUCCACUAGGGCAGCAUUUUCCGAACUUUAAGUUCUUGCAUCCCUAAAUGUAAAAAAAAAAUCAUCUUGCCUUCAAUAAAUAAAUAAAUUACAAAUUUGUUUUAUUUAAAUAUUCGAAUAUUCGAAUAUAAAAACAAUGACUAUUAAUCUUAAUGCGAACAAUGUGGUUGUUUUUCAUUUAACAAGUUGACCACCAUAAGCACCUUAUUUGGUACUCACAUGGUUUAUACCCUAGUCAUUCAUAUUUUAUAUUCUGAGUGAAGUAAGAAAUUUAUUGGUUUAAAAAUAAUGUUUUUUUUUCUUAUCUAUAGACAAUUUUUCUACCAGAAAUUUUGAUCCGAUUUUCAAGUGUAGCACUUUUUUUGAAAAAAAUGUAAUUGGGUUUGUACUUUAGAGAAGUAAUUUUUUAUUUCCCUGAGAAUUUUCAUAACAAAUAGGAAAAUACACGUAUACAUGUAAAACUUUGUUGGCAACUUAAGGGUAUUCAUUUUUCCAAAAUUCAAAAAGUGACAAUGAAGAAAAUUGUAUGUGUAACAAAGAAUCAGAUGAAAUAUCAAUUAAUAGGGCUUGGAUUUUAAAGCAUGAUAAAUAAUAAAAUUGUUUUAAAAGAGCGAAAAUGUAGCAUAUUUAUUUUUAAAAAAAGUAAAAAAAGCAUAACCAAAAAUUAACAUGAAUUAGUUAUAAAACUAAAUAAAAAAAUAAAUUUAAAUUUAAAAAAAAUUAACUAUUAUGUAUUUUGCAAAAUUUGCAGUAGUGAAACUGAUAUUGUUUGACAGAUUAUUUUUUUACAUAGAAAACGAACUCUACAUCCACUAAAGUGAUUGGUGCAUACUUCAUGCAAGUGGUUUCAUUUAAAUCAAACCCAUGAUAAUUAAUUUUGUUUGAUGAAACAUCACACAGUAUAUUAUUAAUGUCUAGUAAUUGUUUGCAGCCUUUGUUUUUCAAAAGAACACAAUUUAGUUUACCCUAAAUUACAGAUGUAAUAUUUCCUUUAGCUCCAUUUAACAUUUCUGCAUCUAAGAUAAUAUUUAUACAUUUUGUCAACAAUUUGUCUAAAAUCAUACAUAUAAUUUAGUAAUAUGAUAUUAAAUUGUUUUAAUAUUUUGCUAAAAGUUACCUUUUUCCUCUAAUGUUGUUAAUAAUAUUUGGUAGAAAUCCAAAGUUUGUUGAAAUACACAAUUUUAUUGAAGAGAUACAUUUUGAAAUAGUUGUUUCACUAUAUUAACACAUUGAGAUUCUUCUUUAAAGUCUUCAAUUACGCUUUUUAAUUCAUUAAAAUAUUUGAAAUAAUAUAGGACAGCUUUGAUCCAUGUACCAUAUCUGGUUGUUAUUGAUCUUGGUGGAUUUGGCAACUCUGGGCAUUUUUCAUUAAAGAUUGCUGUACGUUUGGGGCAUUUUAAAAAUGAUUUUUUCAUUCCUCUAAUUAACUAAUUUACAUCUUGGUAGUGUGUUCGCAAACAUUGUGUAAUGCAUGUGCCAAGCAAGUCACAUGUAUAAGUUUUGAAUAAAACGCUUUUAUACAAUCACCAGCUUUUUCAUAUAAUAUUUCACAAAAUUACUUUUAAGUUUCAUUAGAUGAUUAUAAAUUAUUGUUAAUGAAUUUAUUGGUAAUUCAAGAAAAUAUUUUAAAAGUGGAAAGUUGUUUUCCUUUUUUAUUUGUCAUAUGUAGAUUUUUUUAAUGAAAGCAUCAACUUUAUCAUAUCAUAGACUAUUAGUUUCUUUACCUGUAAAGAUGUGUUGAACAAAUUAAGUUUUUCAAAAGUGUUACAUAAAUAAAUUUGAUUACAAAAUCAUGUUCCAACGAAAUUAUUGUUGAUCUUAAAAUAUAAAUAUUUUCCUCACACUUCCCCGUUAAGUACUUGCACCUUCAAAGGAAGGUGCACCUCACAAUUUGGGAAUCGCUACACUAGGGCAUUCUCAUAUCUGCUACACCCAUUCUCUGUUCUAUUUUCAUAUCUACCGCCCAAAGCUUUGAACCAUACAACAUAAUCAAUCUUAUCACACCCUUAUAGAACUUACCUUUAAGUUUCAUUGGAAUUCUCUUGUCACAUAAAACACCUGAAGCUUCUCCACUUUAUCCAACCAUACUUAAUCCUAUGUUUUAUAUCUAAGUCAAAGCCACUGUGAUUUUUUGUACAAAGGAUCCUAGGUACUUAAAAUUCUCAACCUCAUCAUUACGUCACCACUUUAAUAAAAUUAAAUAAAUUAACACUGAAGUUAGAAUAAAUUAAAAACAUUAAUUAAAACUUCAACAGUUUAAAUUUUAAAUUUAAUUUAUCUUUUAAUUUGAAUAUUUAGUUUCAGAAUCAAAUACAGUUAAUAAUGAUGGUUGGGUUAAUUGGAUGUGGAGUUGGGUACCAAGUGUUAAUUUGACUAGUGAAAUUAAUGAAAUUCCUCUUAGUCCUGAAACAGCUAUUAGUGGUCACACCUUAAAUACAGGGAUAUAUAUUGAUACACUUCUGUUUAUUCUUAAAGUAAGAAUAAUCAAUAAAAACUAAAUUUUCUUUAUUUUGUGUAUAAUUAUAUUAAUUUAUAUGUUUGGAAUUUCAUCACUAAAUGUUUUAGAUUAAGUCUACCAAAAAAUUAAAUGAUUAUAGGCCAUUAUUACAAAUUACUUUAAAUGGCACUGUACUUGAAAUAGUAUCUCAUCCAUCAGAUUGGAUAAAUGUACAAUUUGGUAUAAGUAAAGCUAGUAUUGAUUCUCUGGGAGAUUGUACUUGUGGUGCUCAGGACUGUUAUACGGUUUGUUUAAAAUAAUACAAUUGUUUUCGUAUUGUUAAUCAAUUAAAUAAUAUUUGUAAACAACAUAAAAUAUUAUAAUUAAUAUAUUUUUUUUUAGAAUACUUAUUUUUCAUCAGGCGGAUUGCAAAAUACUUAUCUAUUAAAAUCAUUAUUUCAUGAAAAUAUAAAUAUUAAUGAUCUUAAUGAUAAUAUAUUAUUUUCAUUUGAUCAUCACUUAAGUAAAUUUAGUGGUAAGAUAAUACUUUUAUUAAUUCUAUUUAUUAUGAAUUAUAAUCUGUCCUAUUUAUAAACUAAACAUUACUAAACAUUACUGAAAUUUGUUCUGAUAAUUAAAAAAAAAACUUGUUUACCAACAUGUUCAUUAUAUUAGAUUCUGAGUGGAGUAAGGAAUAUAUUGGUUUUACAAUGAAUUUUUUUCUUAUUUGUAAAUAAGUUUUCUACCAGCAAUUUUGUUCCGAUUUUCAAUUAUAAUAUUUUGUAAAAGGAAAUCUGACUGGGGUGAUACUUUAGGGAGGCAAUUUUUUGAUUUUCCUGCUGUUUUCAUAAUAAAUGCAAAAACCAUAAAAAUAAAUAGGAAAAUAGGUACUAUAUUAAACAAAUAUUAUCAAAGAAAAUAUAUAAUGCAUAUGUAAUUACUUUACCAUAAUAUGACAUAUUUAUUGUUGACAAAGCAAUACUAUUAACUGAACUCUGUCCAAAAUUGUAUUUUGUUAGCAAUAGUUAAUCAUGUUGCAUACAGAUAUAAAUUAAAUUUCAUCUCCCAACUUCUCACCUAGAACAGUGACCCACUUAUUGUGCAAAGUAUGUCCAUAUCUUUUUUAAUACAGUUUUAUAAAACUAAAACUAAAAUAUCUUCUCCUUUUUAUUUAUAUAUUUGAAAGAUGACCCUACAAUUAAAUAUUAAACUAAUAAUUUUCUUUACUUAUAGAAUGUAAUACUUUAUACUUGUAUUUUUUUAGAAACUAUUCUAUUAGACAAAACUCCUGCAUUUGCAUUUGACUAUUUAUUCACUCAAGUUUCUAAUUCAUACCAGCAUAAUUGUGAUGAUGAUACUGAAAAUUAUUUUUUUGUGUAAGUAUAAAAGAGAAACUAAUCAACACAAAUAAACAAUUUUUUUUUUCUUAUAUUACAUCUUUUUUAAAUUUAAAAGAUCUACUCAUUGAGUUUAUACAUUAUUUAAAUUUUUUAUUAUUAAUAUAUAUAUUAUAUGGUAUUUACUGUCACCCUAAUUAAUUAUUACUUAAAAAGUAGAUAUGAGACUUGAAAUUUGUAUAGACAAUAUAUACUCAUUUAUAUAGAUGUUUUCAUAUUUUCAAAACAUUUGAAUUAUUUUUUUUAUCUAUUUAUAGACAUUUUAAUUUUACAAGUUUUUACGUAAUAUUUGUUUGGUUAAAAUAAAAUUUGUAGUUAAAAUUAUUAGACUGAACAGAAUUGUUUGAAAAUUUGAUAGAAUGUUCAUUUUAAGCUGUACUUAAUGGUAAAAAAAAAAAUUAGUUUAAUGUAGUAUUAUUUUAGAUUCUGAGUGAAGCAAAGAAGCUUAUGGUUUUACAAUGAUGUUUAUUUAUUUAUUUUUUUUAUCUGUGAAUAAUUUUUCUACCAGUUAUAUUUCAAUUUUCAAAUUUAAGACUUUUUGAAAGUAAUACUGACUGGGGUGGUACUUUAAGGAGGUUAUUUUUUGAGUUUCUCAGGAUUUUUCUCAAUAUGGAAAAACCAUUAAAAAGCAUGGGAAGAAUGGGGAAAUAGAUGCAAUAUUAAAUAAAUAUUAUUAAAGAAAAUGUUAGAUGUAUAUGUAAUUAUUUUACCCUAAUGUGACAUAUAUUAUUGACAAAGUAACACUAUCAUCUGAAUUCCGAAUAGAGUUGUUUUUUCAUUAGCAAUGGUUAAUCAUUGCUUACAUAUAUAUGUUAAAUUUAUAUCUAUAUCUUACCUUGGCAACUUCCUACCUACAACAGUAGCUGCACCUGUUCCCAUUAUCCUAGGAUUUUUUUAAUUUUAAAUCAACAUUUUAUAAAAUUUUAUUUAUAGUUCAGUUGAUCUAUUAUGCAUAAUAUUUAAUUUUUUUACAUUAUUUUUACUUUAUUGUUUUAUGUGUGUUGCAUUUAUAUUUUAUUUUUUUGGUCACCUUAAGUGUGUAUUAAUUUAUUUAUUAUUCAUGAAUUUACAAAAAUAGUCUUGUACCUUUUUAAUCAUUUGAAUAUCUACAUAGAAUACAGGAUUUAAUAUAAUUCUGGUGUAUAAUGAGGUAUAUUAUAUUUUGACUGCUGUGUAGUUUAACUCUUUAGAAAUGUGCUUUUAUUUAUUACAUGAUUUAUGUGUUCUUUAAAAUAAAACUUUUGAUUUAGAUGACUUCGAAUACUUAUUGAAUAUGGUUGCAUGAUAAUUGUGCUGUUAAAAUUAUACCUAAAAUGAACAUAUUAUACUUGUUUUAUACUAAUAACAAUAUUAUUUAUGUAUAUUAAAGGCCCGAAGAAAAAUGUCUAUUACGAUUUGUUGCUGGACCCAGUAUUUUGAAUGUGUCAUCAGGACUAAUUCACCGAGUUGAAUUUAUUUACAAACUAGUACUUGGUCAUGAUUUUAUUUUAUUUACUAUUCCUCCACAGCCUUCAUAUUCAGGUAAUAUAAGUUUUAAAAUAUUAAAUUAUGUUUGUGUAUUUAAAUAGUAGGGUUAUUGUUUUAUUUAUUUAUUUACAGUUUUCAAAAUCUUAAGUAAAAAUAUAACAGUAGUAGGUAUAAAGUGAAUUAUACAUAUGUGUUUACAGUAUAAUAAUAAUUUAUAUAAAAUACAGAAAGUAAUAUGAAUAAUAAUAAUAAUAAUAAUAAUAAUAAUAAUUAAAAUGAAUAUAAUAAAAACAUACUAUAUCAUUUGGUUAUUAAUUGAUUAAAUUGAAUCACAAAUUUGUUUAACAUUAUUAAUACAAGAAAAUAAAUUGUAUUGGCAGAAUUGCCUAAUGACAUCAGCAUAUUUGCUGGUGAAUUUAUUGAAUAAUUUGUAUUUAUUUCUAUUAAUAAAGAUAACUUAUUGUCCCUAGUGUUUUUUGGGUCGGUUUUAAAUUGUAUUAAUAUGGUCAUUGAUUUUUAAUUUAGUAUUCUAAGAAUAUACCUAAAUUUUUAAUUAAAGAUGUACGUUAUAUUGAAUUAUUUUCAAAUUUGUAAUUAAAACUAGAGAUAUUUUUUUAUAUAAAAAAGUAAUUACAGAACAUUUAUUUAAAUUAAGUUUUAUGCUAUUGUUUGAACACCAGUCGAAAAAGUAAUUUAGGUUGGAUUGUAAAUCUAAAGUAUCAUUAAUUACAGUAAUAGUUUUAUAAAUGUUAGCAUCAUCGGCAAUAAGCAAUAUUUUUUAAUAUUUUAAUACAGACGAAAUAUCAUUAAAGAAUAAUAAGAACAAUAAAGGAGAAAUAUGAUUGCCUUGGGGUACUCUAGAAGAGACUUUCAUGGGUGUUAAAAGAAAAUGUUUAUAUUUAAUAAUUUGUAGUCUAUUAGAUAGAAAAGAUGCGAACCAUGCUAAGAAGGGAUCAUUAAAGCUGAAUAUUAUUUUUAGUUUGAGAAUUAAUAAGUAGUGAUCCAUUUGGUCAAAUGCUUUAUUAAAAUCAGUGUAGAUGACAUAUGUUUGUGCUUUUAAGGAAAAAGAAUCUAAAAUACUGUACCGGGAUGUAUAUAAUAGAAAAAAUUGCUGUUUAAUUUGUUUUAAAUUUGAAUUUAAGUUAGAGUAUCAUUGUGAAAAAAAGUUCAAAACCACUACUGUGUGUAAUAACAUUUAUUUUACAUAGAUAUGGAAGAAAAAUAUAAUGCUAUAAUUAAUUCUAAUAUCCAAUUAAUGGUUUACCAAUUCACAAUAUUUAAUCCAAUGAUCAAAGUAUUUCCAGCUUGUCAUGUACCAACUCCAUCAUCUCAAAGACACAAGGUAUUAAAUUUAAAUAAAAAUCCUAUUAGAAAUAAAAAUAAAAGUAUUAUAAUAAAUCGUAUAUUGUAACAGAAAAAUCAAAAAAGUUGCUUAAAACAAUUUGAUCCUAUAUUUGAAAAUCCACCAACAGCUAUUUUUGAAUUAAAAGUUUUAGAUGGUCGAAUUGUGACUCCUAAAAAGAAACUGAGAUGGUCCUUAUUACCACAAGGUAUAAUUAAAAAUAUUGCUGAAGAAAAAAAAGUGCAAUUAAAAACAAAGGCUAUUUUAAGGGUAUGUAAUUUAUUAUUUAUAAAUAAAAUUAAAGCGAUGAAUGAAAAUGUAUUUAUUAUUAGAGCUUGGAUGUUAAUGCUCCAAUAAUCCUAUGCAAAUGACUGAAUACAAAAUAAUAAUGUCCAGUAAAUUAAAAUACACAUUAUAAUUUAAAAAGUUGGAAGGUCAACAAUACAUUAUUUUUCUCAUUUGCUUUCAUCCAAAUUAAUAAGUAGGCCAACCUCGUCUUAAAAUUCAACUUGAUCUAAUCUCUACAUUGCUGUACUUGAGUGUCUUCAUAUAAUUCUUAACCGUAUUCAACCUUCUUUUUUUUUAGUUUUCCUCUAACUCUUUUCUUCUAUGUUUAUUUUCGUUAGGUACUAUACUUAAUGUUUCUGAUUCCAUUCUUCUUAUGACAUUUCAAAACCAUUUUAAUCUAUUUUCUCUUAUCAAACCGUGGUUAAGCCUAAACUACCUCGUAUUUCCUUAUUCCUUGUCCUAUUUUCUUUCAUCACUCGAUGACAAGAUAUGAUUAUAGAUGAAGUAAACUUCAAUGAAGUUCAGAUGAACAUGUUUUUAAAUAGGAACCUUAAUUUGUAUGAGUUUGUAAAAUUAAACCUUAAAUGCUUAUAUUACAAAAAAAAGACUACAUUACACUCAACUUUUUAAGCCUCAUUAAAUUUCCAAACAAAAAUUUUUGGCAAAACAAUUUUAUCCAUAUAAAACCUAUAAAUAGCUGAAAAAUUUGUCAGAAUGUUUUGAAAAUUCACUACGUCUAGAAAAUUUGAUUAAAGUAUUCUGUGGAAAUGUCAAGUUUCUAUGAUUACUUUUAACCAAAUUUGAACUAAAAAAAAAAAUACAGUGAAACUUUUACUUUCUCUUUUUUCUCAAUUAUUAAGAAAACUAAAGAAAAAAUCAAAAAUCACUCUUAUGCACCAAGAUCCACUAUUCUACAAAUUCUCUUGUUAUUUUUUAAUUGGAGCAAGAUUUUUGGUUGGAAAUAUGUCAUUGAUGAUUAAUAUAAAAUAAAUACUAAGAAAAGAUAUAGUCAGGAGUAUUAUAAUAACUACUUAUGUGUAUUCAAUAUCUAAAACAAAUUUUUUCAACAUUUUGUAUAGGCUAGUUAAGUUAUAAAUAUAAAAUACUGUUUCAUAUGAUUUUGUAUUUUGCAAUUUAUUAAUUAUUUUCUAGGCAAAAGAUUUUUUAGUGAAUAUUGAAUUUUCUUAUUCAACACAUAAAUUAUUAAAAAUCAAUAAUAUAGGAUUUAAUACUACACAUGAUUGUAUUAUAAAUUAUAACUCAGAUUCUAUAUUGGACAUAGGUAAAUAUAUAAUUUUUUUUAUUAUACUUAAUUAAAAUUUAUUUUUAACAUUCGUAUGUAUUUGUUUUAGAUUUUAUUAGUUUUUCAACAUCAAAAGAAAAUUUUCUAUUAAUGUAUUAUAUUAUUCAAUCAAUUAUUAUGUCUAACCAUCGAAGACUCUUACAUAUCAAUAAUUAUAUUUUUAAAUCAUCAUUAUUAGAUGAUGCCCCAGGUAAUUAAUUAUUAAUUCAAUUUUAAUUUAAGAUUUAAAAGUUAAGUACUAAAAUUAAAAUUGUAUCAUAUUAGAUUAUAUAAUCUCUACAUAUGAACAAACUUAUUUUAUUUGUUAUUAAAACUUAUUAGAACUUAAUUAAUAAACAAAUAGUUUUAUUAUACAACCUGUAAUAUUAUUGUAUCAUUAAAAUUUUACUAUUACAGGUUCCAUUGUUUUGAUAUUUAAUUUGGAAGGAGUUAAAAUAUACCAUAAAUUAGAAAAUCAAUUAGCAUGCAUUAAAAUAAUAUGUAACAAUAUUAAUGCUAAAAUGGUAACGCUAAAUAAAUUGAAUGAUAAUAUUUCAAGUGCUAUAUUAUUUUCGACUACAGAAUUUAUUAAAAAUUCUGUGCCAUUCCUUCAUAGUAAGUGAUGUAAUCAACUAUAAUUUAUGGAAAAUUGUAUAAGCUUAUUAAAGUAUUUUUAAAUUUUAAAAAUUAAAUAAUAAUUUUCAGUUUAAAAUAAAAUUUGUAAGAUAAGUUUAAGUACUUUAAUAAAGCAAAUUGUAAACCUUAAAACUAUUGAAAAAUAUAUAUUUUAUAUAAUUGUUUAAACAAGUAGUAUUUUAAUUACAUCAUUAACAUGAAUUUUAGUUAUACUUCAAUUACCAUCUGAAAUAGUUGCUAAUGAAAUGCCGUUAAUAUAUUUCAAAAUUGGUGAGUUAGAUAUGAACUUUGAUCCAAUAUUAUUUGAUUGGUUAGUUUACAUACCUAAUAUAAAUAAACAGAAAGAAGGGAAAAAGAAAAUUUCAACAGCAUCUGAUUUAGCAUUUUUCAGGUAAUAUAGUUUAUAUAGUUUAAAAAUAAUAAUGUCUAAAAUGUCAAAUAUUUUCAGUGCUCCAAGUCGCAAAAUUUCUGAAACCAGUAUUAACAGUGAUCUGAAAAAAAAACAGCAUAAGCCAUCUAUUCAUAGUAGUGUUUCAGAAAACGUUUCCUUUCACUCUGCUAAAUUUUUACAUUUAAAAAAUGAAGUAAUUUAGUAAUUAAAUAUCCACUAUACAGGGUGAUUUUUUUUAUCAUGAACCAGCAAUUGUCACAAAGGAUUUUAAGUGAAUUUGACUUCUGUUUUUUUUUUUUUUUAUUAAUAUGGAAUCGUUUAAGCUUUAUUGUAAAAUCAUUUUUAAUUUUUUACUUCAUGUAUUUUAAAUAAGUGAUAUUUUUGAUUUUCAAUUACAUACCUUCCCCCUUUUUGAACACAGAUUUGAAUAGAGACUAAUAUCAGACUUACUGUUAUAACUCAUAAACGUCAAAUCUGAUAUUAGUGUUAUGUAUAUCAAAAUUUCUAGAAAAAUAUUCUCUAUUCAAAUCUGUGUUCAAAAAAGGGGAAGGUAUGUAAUUGAAAAUCAAAAAUAUCACUUAUUUAAAAUACAUGAAGUAAAAAAAUAAAAAUGAUUUUACAAUAAAGCUUAAAUGAUUCCAUAUUAAUAAAAAAAAACAGAAAUCAAAUAAAAAAAAUCACUCUGUAUACUACUACUUCUACUACUACUACUAUUCUACUACUUAUAAAGUAUAUAAUUUGAAUGUAAUUUACUUUAAUAUCAUUGAUUAAAUUAAACUAUUUUUGUAUUUAACAAAACUUCUCUAAAAUAAUUAAUAUAUUUUAAUAUAUAUUUCAUUUUUACUUUGGAAAUAUGUUUUUAAACCUUUCCAAAAAAUAUAAUUUUAUUUAUAUUAAUAAUAAAUGAUUAUUCCUAAGCAUAUAUAAAAUUAAAAUAGUGUUACUCUUGUUGAUAUAUUUCGUACAUAAUUUAUAACUUUUUUUGUUUUAUCGUUUAUAGUCUAAAGAAAUGAAAAUUGUUCGUUUAUUCAACAAAUGGAAAUCAUCUAUUGUUUUUGUUGAUACAUCACGAAUUGCUUUAUAUUUUCCUAGCAAAUCAUUAUCAAUGUUGAAAAAAUCACCAAGUAAAUCUUUAGAUCUCAGUGAACUACUUGAGUAUUCCACAAAUAAUGGAAAUGGAUUAGUCGUAUUAAGAAUAUCAAAUAUUUCCUUAAAAUGUAUUAUUCCAAAAAAUCAAAUGGAGCAAUAUUUAAGUACUACCCCUGUUAGAUUUCCUAACACUUUAUGGUCUCCUGGUAAGAUUUUAAAUCAGUAUUCAAAUCGUAUAUUAUUUUAUUAAUUUUGUGUGUACCUAAUUAAAAUUAUUAACAAUGUAUGAAUUAUAUUUAAUUCAUAAGGAAAUACUUAUGUUGAUAGGAUUAUUUCAGUUUUUUUUGAACAUAAUUUUAAAAUUAAACUUGUGUUACCCUUUCAGUGAAAACUAAUUUUAAGUUGAUUUUCUUUAUUAUAAAUGCCUUAUGUAUGCAAAGAUUUAAUAUAAAUUCAAUUUUCUCAUUCUUCUUUUAUUAGUUCCUAUCCGUUUUGAAUGUUGGAAAUCACAUUGAAUAUUGCUUCUCUUUCUAACGAUGAAUGAAAUAAUUAAUUUGUUGUUGUGCUAAACCUGUCACAGAUAUUUUUAAAUAAUAUCCUUAAGGAUAUAUUUCAUCUAUCAAUAUUUCUCUUGCUUUCUAUUUCCCUUGAAGUAUAAAUUGUAGAAAUCAAUAUCUUUGGUUAUUCCUCAUUAUGUGGCCCAGGUAUUCUAAUUUACAUGGUAUAAAGUCCUCGUUAAUUUCUUUUUCUUUUACAUUCUUUGUAGUACACAAAUGUUAGUUAAUCAAUCUGUUCAAAAAAUAUUUAGGAUUCGACGGUACAGCCACAUUUCCAAUGCCUCAAUUAUUAAUUUCUUAAUGUUUCAGUUAAUGUCCAUGUUUCGGCUCCAUAUAAUAAAAUAGGGAAGAUGUAACAUCUAAAUAUUCUAAUUUUAGUGUCCAAUAAAAAAUCAUGGCAUUUAAAUAUCUUAACAUUUUUUACAAAUGUACCUCUGGCCAUCUCAAUCCGCCAUUUAUCCAUCCCAUUUUUUCCAUUCCAUGUUUCCAGUCCUCAUUUACCCAUGUAUCGAGAUAGCUAUAAUUUUGAACCUUUUCUAUUUACUUUCCCUUCAAAAAUAGCUGUUUUUUCAAAAUUAUCAUUUAUUUGGUUUUGUUUAUAUUAAGAAACAAACCAAAACUUUCCCUUAAGUCUGCUAUUCUAUUUACAAUUUUUUGGAAGCUUGGCAUAUUAUUUCUGAAUACAACUGCAUCAUCAGCGUAUCUUAUAUUAUUUAAUACAUUCACCAUUUACUUUUAUGCUCGCGUUAACUUCAUCCAAAGCUUCUCGAAGUAAGAAUUCCGAGUAUAAAUUAAAUAUAAGUGGUGAGAGGAUGCAACCCUGUCUCACUCCUCUUUUUAUUGGGAUAUCGUUUGACAUUUCUGUCUAAUUUCUCAUUAACAAUACUUUAAAAAUGCUACCUUUUGUUAUUCCUGUUUAAGAUAAUUAUUAUUUUUUUGAAUUUUCAAUAGCUAAUCAUAUUUUAUUUAGAACUCAGGUAUGUAAUUGAAGGAGAGUAUUGGUAGUUUUUUUAAUUUUUAUUUCAGUCAACUUAAAUUUAAAAAAUUCUAAAAUGAGUUAUAAACAUUUAAAUAACCAUUUUCAUACAUCUUCAUUUCAAACCAUAAUAUAAAUUAUUUUUAGAACUAAUAAUUAUAAUUAUGAAAAUUACAGUCAAGUAAAUUAUUUCUGGAAAAAAAAAAAAAUGUAAUAUUAGUUGCAUUUUUUCAGAUGGUCUGUAUUUUCCAUGGGAACUUAACUUUCAUAAACUAGAAUGUUAUACAAUUCAUAGUUCUUAUGAUAUCACAUACCAAAGAUCAUAUACACAUAAAGUACAACUUCUUUAUCCAUUUAGUGCUCAGUGUACAUUAGCUAUUACAUCUCAAUUACAUAAUAGUAAUCCUCUAUCAUUGAAAAGCUUAGCUGCUUGUAUACAUUGUGAUUCUGAUCCAAUUUCUAUUUGCAUAUCUGAGCAACAAGUAAGUAUCCAUUUACAUUUAUUAUUUAAUCAUUUAUUUAAAUGUGUAAUACCCCAUCAGAUAGAUAGGUACCAUCAUUUUAUUAUAUUACAUUAAGGGAUUCAUUAAGAAAAUUAUCACAUUUAUUUAUUUUUGAAAAUAUAUAAUGUAUCUAUUUAAAAAUCUAUAUCUUUAUAUUGAUAUAAAGCUUAUUUUAUUAUUCAUUUAUAGGUAAAGCUUGUUGCUAAUUUAUUAAAAAAACAAAUUGAAGUGUAUAAAGUCAUAUUUUCAAACAUUGAAUAUGGAACAUUUUUUAACUGUUCAGUGGCACAUGAAAUGUCAUCAAUUCCUGAAGAUGAACCUAUAGAAACCAAAAUUUGUGUACUUGGUAACAUCUUUAAUUUUUUGAUCACAUAUUUAUUUAAUUUUAAAUAUUAUGAUUUAUAAAUAUAGAUAUUAAAAAACCUGAAGAAAAUGUCAAAUUAUCUGGUUGGUUUCAAUGGACUUUAGCUCGCUUUUCAUUAAUUAUCAAAAAUAAUCCAGAAUACAGUUCAUUAGAAAAUGUUAAACUUGUAUUAGACUUAGAGGACGUAAUAAGUUCUUUAGACUUUGGAGUAUCAUACCACAAGUUAAAAUUAAAGAUUUCUUCAGCUUCCAUAAAACAUUUUAUCAAGUAUACUAAAAUACAUUUUGUAUUGCUAUGAUGAUUUAUUAAAUAAUAGUUAAUAAAAUAAUACAUGAUUCAUGAUAUUCAUUUAGAAAUAUAAAAGAAGAACAGUGGAAGCAUGGACCAUACUUAGGACUAAUACUUAAAGGUUAUGAUCCUUUAAAUAGCUCAGAUAAAACAUCAAAAACCGAUGGGUUUUUAAAUUUUACAUUAACUCGAGCAUUCAAAAGUUCUUUUCAAAACUCUAAAUUAAAUAAAAAUAACACUCCUUUACAUAUGGUAAUAUAUUUAUAUUGCAUAUUAUUUAGAAUAUUUAUCUAAUAUUUGUUAUUAAAGUUAUCACCAUGUUUUUUUUUUUUUUUUGUAUGUAUCUUAAAUAAUUAUUAUAUUAUUCUAAAAUUGUUAAGUUAUAAAGAAGAACAUUUAACACGUAUUUCUGCUGUGUAUCAUAUUUCAGUAGCAUCUACCGCGGUGCUUACACAAUCUUUGAAAUAAAAUCGAUUUAUAUUGAAUUUAGACUUAUAAUUAUAUAAUAUUCAUUAAAGCCCUAUAUCGAUGGGUAAAAUAUGUCUAUUUUUAUAUUAUAUAUGAGAUUCCAGUCUAAUAAUAAAAUAACAUGAUAAAAGUAGAUAAUUAGGGAAUAUUAUUAAGGGCUGUUCUAUCCAACGUAAAAAAUGCGUUAAUCUGAUUCUUAAACUGAGGUUAUGGUUGAUAACCAACUAAAAAUAGUCGAUUAUCCUAUAAACUCAGUUUAAAAAUUAUUGUUUACAUUUUUGAGAACGGGCCUAAAUCGUACGCAAAUAGAAAACAAAUGGUUAUUUUUAGAAACGGUUUUCCAAAUAUAUUUAACAAUGUUUGUAGACAUCGGUGACAUAAAAUUAAAGUACUGAUUCUAACGAUGACUGAAAUAUAAGCUCAUUAAAAUCAGUAUAUUAGGUGACACCAAUUAGCGUCGAUCGUAUGUAGUUAGUGACGCUAUUAUCGUCAAUUAGUGUUGUACGCAGCAAACGUGUUAAGUUAAUUUAUAAAAAAAAAUUACUUUUAAAAUUCAGAAAAACUAAAAAAUGUAAAAUAAUAUAUUAUAUAACGUGUCCUAAAGCAUUAUCCAAAUGCUAAUAACUCUGUCAAUAUUUAUUUUAUGUGAACAAUUUUUUUCAAUCGGAUUUUAUGUCAGGGGACACAAAUAUAUAGACAAUUUUAUUUAUUUUUUUUUUUCUGUGGACAAUAUAUCUACCAGAGAACCUGCUCCGAUUUUUAUGUGUAUCACUUUUUCUAAAAGGAAAUCGGUGUGGGGAGGUACUUUAAGGAGGUCAUUUUUUGAUUUUCUCAAGAGUUUUCUCAUGAAAUACGAAAGACCGAAAAAAAAAAACUGGAAAAUGUACGAAAUAUAUUUGUAUAAUAAUACGAUUUUUUUUCAGUGGAUAACUUUUCUAUCAGCAAUUUCGCUCCAACUUAUAAUGAUAACAAUUUUUCUACAAGGAAAUUCCACUAGGGAAGUACUUUAGAGAAGUAAUUUUUCGAUUUUCCAUAGAGUUCUUAUCGGUACAACAUAAAACAAAUAUUAAAGAAAAUAAUUUAAAUCUUAUUUAAUAAUUUUACUAUAAUAUGGUAUACCAUAUAAUAUUGUUAAAAAAACAUCUCUAUUAACUAAACUCUGCUCAACAAUUUUUUCUUAAGUAAUGGUUUUUUAUAGCUAUGCAUUAAAUUACCUAUAACAGUGGCUGCACCUGUCCCCAUUAUCCUAUUACGUCUUUUCAAAACAAAAUAAUUAUUUUGAAAAUUUUAAAAAUUGUUAAAAAAAGAACUUUUUUUCAGUAAUUUGGGAUGAAAAUAAAAAAUAUUUUUUCUCUACAUUUGUGUCCUGACACAAAACCUGAUUGGAAAAUAAAAUAUUGAUAGAGUUAUUAGCACUCGGAUAAUACUGUAGAACACUGUAUACAAAAUAGUAUUUUAUUAGAAUAUUUUUGGUAAAAAUUUGCUAUUUUUUUACUUGCUAAUAAAAAUAUGCAAAAACAUGUAAACUAAAAUAAUUAAACUAAAGUUACUAUAAUAAUAACUUAUAGUUUUGUUUAACUUUCCUCCAUGUAUAACUGUAGUUUAACUAUUAUAUUUUUACAUAUUAAGUAGAAACAUAAUUUGUUUAUAUUGUCAUUCAACUAUUUUUGUAUUAGGUUAGUGAUGAAAUGCUCAAAUUAAACCAAAAAUUAAUGGAUGAAUAUAUAAUGGAAAUUGUAAUCAAAGUGCAACCAAUUGAUAUUGUUAUUUCUCCUUUUAAUCUUCAUAAAUUCUUAUCUAUAAUUGAUCCUCUUCUAGAAAUAUUUAUAAAUUCUAAAUAUUUACUAAAUUCUUCAUCAAAUUCUCAUAAUUUAUUAGAACCAAGUAAAGAAAUACUAGGUUCAACAUUACCAUUAUUUUAUUUGGAUAUUGCAUUAUUAAGGAUUUUUAUACCACUAUCUUUACAAGACAAUACUAUUGAAGAUCAAGACACUGUUAUAGUUCAAGUAAUUCUAACCAUAAUAAAUUGUAUUCUUUGAUACUAUGUAUGUAUAAUUUAUUUAUUAGGUCAAUUCAUUAAAAAUAAAUCAAAAUCCUGAAAAUCCUAUUACUCGAACACCACUCAGAAAAGAUUUGUACAUUGAAGCUGAAAAACGAGGGUUAUUGUCCAUUCCAGGAUCAAUAGUUGAAGAUCGCCAGUAUCAAAUUAUUGUAAACGGAUUUUCAAUAAAAACUGGAUUUUGGAUUGAUCUAAAACAAGUAUUGGAAUGUUAUCAAGUAUCAUCAACUUUAGAUACAGAUCAUCAACCAAAUGCUGCAUUGUUAUGGAAUGAAGGCAAAAGACCUAGGGCAAUGGGAAAUUCUAAUUUGGAUGAAAUUAAUACAUCAACAUUGUUUAAUAAAGUAACUUUUCACUCAGUUUUUGCUCCAGCUAUUAUUUUUGAACCAGAAAAUACAUUAGUAUGCGGCAGUUGGAUAGAAGUUAGUAUUUUUAAAUUAAAUUUUUUUGAAAUAAAUAAUUAGCAUUAUUUUCUUACGCGUUUAGGUGAAUAUAUCAAAUGAAAUAAUAAUAACAUUAUCUAUAGGACAACUUAACUUGUUGAACAUAUUAGCUUCUCAAAGCAAUGAAUAUAUAUUAAGUCAUUUAAAAACAAAUUGCACCAAUUUAAAUGAAAAAAUGCAAUCUAAAUCAUCACCAGAGUCAUUAACUCUUGAUAGUGGUGUUAAUUCUACUGAAGAUAAUGUUAAAUUGUUUGAUCAAGAAACUAGUUCAAUAUCAUUAGUUGGAAAUAAAAUAAACUCUCAAUCAAAUAUAGCUCUUUUCUUAAAAAAGUUAGUGUUUAUGUAAUAUUAAUAUUUUAUUAUUAAUUAAACAUAAAAUAAAAUAAUUUUGCUGUAUAUCUUAGAGAUACUACUACUACAGUAAAUCAAAUUCCAAUUGAUGUAAUUAUCACUGGAAAACAAAUCAAUUUGAAUAUUUUUAAUUGUAUAGUUAAAAAUGAAAUCAAGAUAUGUGAACCACUGUUAUAUGCUGUUAUUCAUCAACCUCAUGUAUUUUUUUCUCUUUCUAGUACUUCCGAUUCAUGUCAAGUACGAAUUAAAAAAUAUUGUAUUUAAAUUACCUGUUAACCUGUUAAAAUAUAUAAUUAUUUUUAUAUAAUAUUUUAGGUAAUAUUCUUUGAUCUGACAAUAUCAUUAGCUCCAAAAAAUAAAAUAUAUGAAAUUGAGGUCCCUGAAUCUAAAAUGUAUUCAGUUCCAUUAUUUGAAACAAAAUCGAAUACAAAUGAUGAAAUUCCUUUAGCAUUUUUUACAUUGAAAAUUUCUCGCCCUAUUUCAAUUGGUCAAUACAAAGUAUAUAGUAAUCAUUAUUUUACUUUAUUAUUUAAUUUAUCAUAAAUAUUAAGUUUUUUUUUUUUUAGGUUGAGCUAAUUCUAGGAAGAGCUAUUUCAUUAGUGUUAAAUAAACAAAAGAUUGAUCACUUUAAUAAUUUUUUUGAUCUUGUAAGGAAAAUAUUUCAUAAAGUUUCUUUGUCUUAUGAGGAGACUCAUACUGAUUCAAAGUAAGUUGAUCAUUUCUAUUAUAUGUGCAUAUAAUGUACCUAUGGAACUGACCUAUUAAAAAAAAAUUAUAAUAAUAAUAAUUUAGUGUAAAUGUAAAUAAACAUUUGAAAAGACGUGAAUACUUUACACAAUAGUAGGUCUUUGUUGUAGGAGAAUAGUUAAAAAGGUAGGAAAUAGAAAAGAAUUUGAUUUAUAUCCAAAUGCAAUUAAAAUAUGACCCUUUAAGUACCAACUUGAUUAAAUUUCAUUUCAGAAAAAGUGCUACACUUAACACAUCAGAGCAAGAUUUCUAAUAAAAAAGUUACUCACAAUAUAAAAAUAAUAAAAAAUAAACAUCAUUGUAAAACCAAUACAUUUCUCAUUACCCUUGAAAUCUAAAAUGUUUUUACAUACUACAUACUUGUUUAUGUUGUGGAUUUUCUGGUUUAAACUACCUUUUAUUUUUAAACUGUUUAAAUUAAAUUAAUUUAAAUUUAGCAUUAAUAAGUAACAAUAUUUGACUAGACAAGUAUCCAAAAUAAAGAGUAUAUUACAUUAAUAAUAAUUGAUAAAAAUGAAGCAUUUUUAAUGGAAAGGAUAAAAUAGAAUUUAUUAGUAUAUUUUACAUUUCAAUGUUUGUGAUAUAGUUUUAACCAAUUGUUUGAUUAUACAUGGAUGUAUAGAGUUAAUAAAUUAAAUUAAAACUAAAAACCCUGUAUAGUAUGCAGUGAAACUUCUGAAUAGCGGACACUAUUGGUCACCAAAACGUUGUCUGCUAUUUGGAGGUGUCAUAUAUUCAGAGGGGGUAAAUUUUUGAAAUUCAUAAGUAGGUAAAUGUGUAAAAAGAAAAAAUAUGCGCUAGGUUAAAUUAAAUUAUAAUGUUAUUAUUUAAUGUUUUAAUGAUAUAAUAAUGUAUGUAGACAUUACAAAAAAUUAGUCAGUUUGGUUUAUUUAUAAUUAUGUUGUCUUGAUAUAAUUUCUUUUAGUAAGUUUAUUUGCCAAAGUUAUAGUAGAAAAUAAAAUAUUACUGCUUUCUAUCUCUAUUAGUGUAUUAAUAUUAAUAUAAGUAUAUAAUUUACACAUUAUUUUUUAUUGUACUUUUAGACUUCAUGAAAUUGAAAUUCUAAAACCGUCUUUUAAAAUUGAAUCGAUCGUAUCUCCAAAUAUGUCUGAUGAAUUUGAUAAGUAUAAUUAUGAAAAUUCAACCAUUGAAUCGGCUAAACAUACUAGUAUUAUUAAAGAAACAUUUGAUGAAAACAUUAUUGAAAUACCUGCACAAUUGAUUAAUGAACACUUUUGGUACUCAAAACCAAUGGUUAUAAAUUUAACAACUCAACAAAUAUUUGUUCAGCUUUAUACUGAAAAUAAUGGUAUAGCUUAGACAUUUUUAGAUUUUCAAUAAGUAAAAUUUUAAUACAUAAUAUUUUUUAUUUUUAGAGAAUAUUGUAUUCAGCAUUGAAAGUAUAGUUUCUAAAUUGAACUGUUUGUGGAAAAAACCAUCAGAACGUAUGAAUGGUGAAAUAACAUUGAAUAGCGCAACAAUAUCAAUUGGAAAUAAUUACUCAAAAUAUAAUACAAAUGAAUUAAUUUUACACCCAUGGACAAUGACUCUUGAAAUUGUUUUAUCGUCAGACCCAUGGGUUCCAGAAUAUUUUCGGCCAACAAAACAACUGAAAAUACUUACAGAUUAUGUAGCAUUUCAUAUAUCUCCCUCUCAUUAUAAUACAUUGAAACUUGUUUGGAAUGAAUACAAGUUUUUAAUUGAAUAUAAUAAAAAUAUAGCAAAAAAAACAAGUUGUAGUAUGUUUAUUGAUAAUAUUAUUUAUUAAAUGUUAUAAUUUGUUAUAUUUUAGAAAUUAACAUUUUUAAUAUAAUAUUUAUUUUAGAUUCUGAAUCUGAUGAACAAUUUUAUCAAGAUGAUCUUAGAGCUGGGGCUUUUCAAUUUCUUGAAACUAAUAGUUCUGAUUUACCUCUACCUUAUCAAAUUUUUUUUUCGGAAUGUUUACCUAACAAUAUACCAAAAAUUACAUGGCGUUAUCCCCAACCUAGAACAUUGACAAAGAUUGAAGUACAACCAAUUCCGAUGGAAGUAUGUGUACUUAAUUUUUAUAUAAUUAUUAUACUUUCUAAUUUUAUUUUUUACUUAAAAUAUUAUUAAGGUGGAUAUAGACAUUGAGUUGCAUUUACAAUGGUAUGAUGAAAUACAAAAUUGUUUUAGAGUUCAUACUAGUUUCAUUUUUCCAAAAUAUGAACCUUUGUUACUACGUCUAGAAUCAUGGCAAGCAGUUUCAAAUACUUGGCGCAUAAUUAUGGAUAAUGCUAGUAUAAUGAAUUGUCCACUGCAAAUAAAGUACUUUAUAUCACAAUUAUGAGUCUAGUAGUUUUUGGUAAUAAUUAAUAUAUUUUUUACAUGUAUUUAGGAGUUUGGUUGGUUGUCUUAGAGUUGAUUCAUAUUUUUCACCAAGCUUAGUACCGCAGUUACAGUUUUCAUUAUCAGCAUCGUCUAUUAAAGUAAUAAUAUCAUUAUUAAAUUAACAUGAAUUUUGAUUAUUAAAUACUUUUAAUAGGUGAACAUUUCAUAUGAUAUUAAAAAAAAAACAUACUUAGAACGAUAUGAUUGCAUUUCUGAUGUUCCACCAAAACAUAAACUAGUUAUUUUGAUUUUGGAUCAAAUAAAUAUUGGUUUCAAACUUCAAGACGGUAUUUAUUAAUUUAUUAUGGUUGUUAAUUCUAUUUUUGUAUAUAUAUAAACAAUAAUAAUAAUAUAACUGAUAUUAGCUCUAAAAAUAAUAGAAUAUUGAACAAUGCUUAGUAAGUAAUGAUAUCAAGAAAUAAAUAAAAGUGGUUGUAAGUAGAUAAAAGACAAAAAACUAUUAAAAACUGUUUUGUUAGUUGGACAAUUUAUGUUCUUUGUUCAUAUAAAGGAGAGGGAGAUUGAGGUUUACAAAUAAGUAGUCGAGAAAAAAGAAAACCAAGCAUGUUACUAAUGUAAGAUACAUUAACUUUGAUUAUACAAGUGAUAAAUACUCAAUAAGAUAAUCAUUGCAUCAUAAAAUAUUGACUUUUUUCAGAAUAUUUAAGAAAUAAGCAGCUUUAAAAUGUUAUAUUAUCAUUUAGUUUUGUCGCCUUUAUUUUUAGAGAUAAAAUAACUACUUCAUAAUUUUGAUUUUAAAUUAGCAAUGUAUAUUUAACAUUCCAUAAAUAUUAGUGAUGUACACUUUGGAAUAGAUUAUACUAUCAAUAGUUUUUGAUAGUUUGGAUGAACUAUUUAUUAUUUAUUUCUAUGACCGAAUACUUACAUUCAAAAAAACUUUGGAAUACUUAAAAAAACUAUUUGAAUAGUUUUUUUUUCAGUAUCAGUAUUUUAGUAUUUCCAAAAAAAUAAACAUUUUGAAUGUACGUUAAGAUUGAUAGGUACUAGGUACAAAACAUGAUAAAUCUUCCACUACCAUCAGUCUUACGAAAGAAAGGUUACUGUUUUACGCACACUAACAAAGUUCCACACUACCACCAUCAAAUCCCCUCGUGUGUUGCUAGCUUAUGUGUACUGGGUUGAAGCGAGAACUAAAUGAAGAGCGGUGUGGGAGAAUGCACGUCACUGACUUACUUUUGUUAAAAUGCAUUACCUUUCUUUCGUGAGACAGAGUGUAUUUUUGAUUUAACUAAAUUUACAAAUGAGUCUAUGAAUACUACUGCGGUGCACCCUGCUUCCAUACAACUUAUGCAUAAUGCUAUUUUCAUAUUAAAACUUAAUGACUUAAUAACUAACCUAAAAAAAACUAGUCUAACAGUUUUUUCCAUAAAUUAAUAAAAAGUGUUAGAGACUAUUCAAAGAAAAACUAUUUAUUUGUAAACUUUUUGAAUAGUUUGACUGCGAUCAAUUAUAAAAUAGUUUGAUAAAUAAUGAAUAUAUAUUGGUGUUUACUUUUUCAAUUUAGUUGAAUUCAAAUACCGAGAGCUGCAAUACUACUCAAAUAAUGUUCCACUACUCUCCCCCUACUCAAACUUAAAAAUGAAUUUUCUCAUUAACAAGUAGAUGGAAAUUAAAAGUAUUAACACUAAAAUGAAAUUAAACUUAAACUUUAAUUUUUUAUGGAAUUUGUAAUAUAUGUUACUAUUUUAAAAUCAAAAUCAAGUGUUUCUCCUUAAAAAUAAGAGUGACAAAUAAUAACUGUUAUGUAAUAUUAUAGUGCUGCUUGUUUAUUACAUUGUCAAAAAUAAAAAUAAAAAAUGUAAUACUUUCUGAGAUAGUGGGUGUUUUAUUAAAGAUUGAUCAUUCUGUAUGAUAUUAUUAUUCUAAUGGUAUUAAUAGAUAGAAAAGAAACAGAAAAAAGAGGAAAAAAAUAUGAAGAGCGAGAAUAAGUGUAGCUACCACUAAUAGUGGAUAAAGGUAAAGAGGAUAAAUAAUAAUAAUGUUAUUAUAUUAUUAAUACUAUUAAAAAUUGUAGCAUAAUAACCAAAAUUAAAUGCACUCAUUUCUCAAAGCUGAGUAGUUAAAAAGUUGAAAAAAAAAAAAUUAAAAUAUUAAGUUAAAUAACUAAUUUUAACUUAACUUGUUAUCACCAAAUUAUUUAAAAAUUAUUUGUAUAAAAUCUGUUAAGCUUUUUAUGUGAAUAUAAAUAGUUAAUAAUUAAUUUGAUUAAAUAUUAGGAGAAAUAAACACAUCAACUCAAGCACAUAUCAAAAUUGAACUCUUAAACUAUGGUACAUUAACACAAAUUCCUAUUAUAAAAACAUUUUUUUUAUGUACAACUCGCCAUACAACAAAGCCAAGUAAUUAUUUUAUACAUUUUAAUAAAUCAUAGUUGAUUCCUUUAAAUUUGUUUUAAUAUCAUAAAAUAAUUGUAUUCAAAUAGUACCUGAUAUUCAGUACAACAUCCAAACUGGAGCUAUAGCAUGUCAAUUUGGUCCGAGUAUCAUUAAUUCUUUGACAGCAGCAAUACAGCUGUGGACAAAUGAAUCUUAUUUUAUAUCAACACCAUAUAUUAUUUGUAAUGAUACCAAUUUUCAAAUAGUGUAAGUUAAUUUGUAUAAAUUACUUCUACUGUUAAAUGAAGUUUAUUCAAUUUAUGAGGCCACAAUGCAUAUAUUGUCACUUAAUGGCUGUAUUCAAACUGUAGACUUUAAAUUAUAUACCUGCAACACAUCCAGCACUCACUAGUUACUAUAUUUACGUUCUAUUUAAAUUAUAAAUACAUUUACAAUUAUUGUUGCAGAUUUGGUCAAUCAAAUACUAAUGAAGUUAUUACACUUGAUAGUUUACAAUCUUAUCAAUACACGUGGCGUGUACCCACUGAACAUCCUUGCAUAAGAUUAAGUGUUGGAAAUAUUAAUAAGUAAUACAUAUUAAUAUAAAGUUAAAUGUAACUAUGUUCUAAUAUCUUAUAAAUAUUUAGUUUGUCUUGGAGUAAUGAUAUAAAUUUAUGUCCUGAAGCUUUAAUGUCUCUAACAGUAAAAAAUCAUAAAGGGGAGACUCAUAUUUUAAUAUUGUCUAUUACAAAUAUGUCAUCAUCAAUUAUAAAAGUAUGUCCUAUAGUCUCUCUAUAUUAAAUUACAUUUUAUUUAAAUAGUUGUAUUAUAUAUUAGGUCGUUGUAUCCAGUCAGUUAAGUAUUUUAAACAAAACAGAUUAUUUUUUGGAUGCUCGAUUCACCAAAAUCAAACAGAUUGAAGAGCAAAAGAAUAGUGAUCAAAAUUUAGUUUUGCAAUCUUUGCAAACUUUAACUAUUCCUCCUGAAAGUAUUUCACCAUCAAUAAUGUUAUAUAAUGGACUUAAAGUUACACUAAAGUUACGCUUUCACACUCCCAAUCAUGAUGGUCCCUGGUCUGGAUCUAUUCCUUUGCAGGCUGUAGAAUUUGUCAAUGGAUAUCAAAAUUCUUGGCUUGUCAAAAGUUAGUUGUUUUUAUUUGUAAUAUAUUUCACAUGAUUUAAAUGAUAUAUUAAUUUAUCAUUAUUAAUUUAUAAUUAGUUCCAAAGAAAGAUAAUAUGAAGAAAUAUCGCAGUAUCUGGUGUCGCUUAAUUGUAGAAAAUAUUAACAAAAUACCACGUCUGUUGGUAUGUAGUAAUAUUAUUAACAUUUAUUUUGUGCUACAAUUUUUUUUUUUAAAUUUAGAUUUUGUUAAUGCCAAUGUAUGUCAUUCGUUCAUAUUUACCUUAUGAAACUUUGUUGAACUUUGAAUUAGUGGAUAAUAAAUUAGAAUAUAACACUAUUAUACAAACUAAAUCUUCCAUUGCCGUAAAUGAUGUACAACAUAUUGAUUUGCCUGGUACCAUGAAAGAUAUUUAUAAUUUAACAAUGAAAUUGAAGUUAGUCAAUUAAUAUACCUAUUAUAUAAAUUUAGCUAAAGUAAUAUUUAUAUUAUAAAUUUAAAAACAUUAUAUUAAUUUUAGUGAAAAAUCUUCAGUAUCUAUUCCACCAGUAUCUAUAACAUAUUAUAUGGAUAUUGAAAAACCUGAUUCAAAUAAUGACAUCUAUUUUACUAUUGAAGAUCUUCUAAAUGGAAAAUUUUCAAAUAUGGAUUCUGAUCUACAGUGGCCAUUUAUUGGUAAUCAUUAUGCAAGCAUAAAAUGGAAACAAUGUGAUUUACCAGAUACUCAAACUACUGUUAAAGUAAAAUUUAUAGUAAUUAUAUUUUGCAUUUUAAUGUUUAAAUAAAAGCUUUAUAUAGUUUUAUAUAGAGUCCAGAAUUGAACUUACAUGGUUACAAAUAUACAAGAUUUAUCAAAGCUUAUAUUACAGUAUAAUGUUUCAUGAAAUACUUAGGUGGCCCUCACACUGGAACAAAAGGCAACUAGCAAUAAGCAAAAAUAUUUCCAUUAGAUUAUUCUCGUACAAUAUGAUCUCGUAGAUAUUAAUGAAUAUUCUCACAUCAAAGCAAUAUGAUAUUGCUAGUGGCGAACUUCUUGGCAUUACGACUGGUCAAUAUUUAUUGCCAGUAUUGAACAUUAUUUUAAUAAAUAAUAAUAACAUAGUACAUGUUCGGGAUAAUUUUGAUUUAUUGUUCUUAUCAGAUGAUGACAUAAUUUCUACUAUGUUGCUAGUUGUCUAUUGUCUAUUGCUUCAGUGUGAGAGCCGCCUAAUUUGUUCAAAAACUGACUUUGGUAAAAAGUUUUUAGUAUCAUAUGUUUUAAAAUGUUACAUUAUCCUUAUUUGUACCAUCCUUAUUUAUAAGGUCAAAUAACUGCCCACUUUUGAUUUUUAAAUAGCAACUUUUAUAUUAUAAAUAAAAGGAAUAUUAGUUUAAAUACAUUUUUGUGUUGACAUUAUUAUUUUUACCUACUCAUUGGCAAGAUAUUUUACUUUUAAGUUUGAGUAGAGGUAAAAUAGUGAAGCACUAUUCAAACACUAUGGGUAUCAAUUUCACUCAAAUGAUAUUCCAUUAAAAAGUAGGUAAAUAGUCGUUUCACCCCCAAAAGUAAGGAUAAUGUAACAUUUUAGAAAUAUAUGAUUCUAAAAAGUUUUUACAUUAGUCAUUUUUAAAAAAUUAAUAUUUCAUAGAAAAUUUAAUAAAUCUUGUACAAACAAAACUUAUUGUGUAUUUACUGAUAAUAAAUUAAGAAAAAGGUAAAAAAUGUGUCUUUAAACUGUAAAUUUAUAUAAAUUUAUAUUAUGUACAAAAAUAUGUGAAUAAUUUUAUAAUUUAUGUUUUAUUAUACAAUAAUUGUAAUAUAGGUGCAACAUUAUGGCCAUCUUGAUCACAAUAAUGGUUUAAGCCGUGUUAUUAUUGUUCAACCCUGGGCAUUAAUAGUCAAUACAUCUGGUCAAAUAAUUACAUUAUGCAAUUCUACUGAAACACUCUGCACUUUGGAAAAUUUUGGUGUUGUAGCACCUCCCAUUAUUGAAGUAUGUUUCUGUUUAUAAGGUAUUUUCUACUUAAAUAAAAUCUUAAGCAUAUAUUGAUAGUUUAAUUCAGAAACAUCAAUAUAAAUUCCAUUUAUUAUUUUUGUUGCAUUUUGUUGUAAGUUGCCUCCUAAAUAUUUUGUGCCGUUUUUUUUUUAUAAAACUAAAAAUUUAAUAUCUUUCUCUCGUCUCUUCUAAGUUUUAUGUUUUUUUUUUACUGUAUAAAUAUAUUGCUUUUAUUUAUUUUUUUUAAUUUAAUAGAAUACAUUUUAUAUUGAUGUAAAUAUAAAUUUUACUUCUCAUCGAUCACAACCACUUCAAUUUUCUAAUAGUCAGUCAUUCUAUAUGCCUCAAGUCAAUGGAUUAAUUCCUUUAAGAGGUCAUACAUCUGUUGUCAUAAACUGUAAAAAAAAUGUAAGAUCAUUAUUGUCUAAUUACCUACUUAUAUACUUAUUGAAAUAUUUUAAUGCCUAAGAAAUUUAAUUUAGAUUGGUUAUUUAAACAUUUUUUCUUCGGAUCAUAAUAAUAUGAGAAUCGUGCAUAUUCAAAGUUUAUAUAUUGCCUCAAAUAAUAGUUCAAUCGACUUAAAAGUAUUAGCAGUAUGUGCUGUACCAUCUAAUGGCGUUUUGGAUAUUCCAGAAAACAUUGAUGAAUACUCUGUUGAUUUGCCUAAAAACUUUAAUGAACUGUAAGUUUUUAACUUGACAUUACUAAUUACAUUAUUUAACUUGCUAAUGAGUUAAUUUAAAAUUUAGUAUCAUAAUUUCUAAAUACAUUGAUGUAGAAAUAUUACUGAGUAAAUAAUUUAGCAAGACAUUGAAAUAGUAUGUUAUAUCAUAACAAGAGAUUAUAAACAUUAAAAAAGUGGUGAAAGGUUAAUAUUUUAAAAUAUUUUAUACUAUGAAAGAACUAUCAUUUAACUCCUUUAGAAUUGUACUAAAUUCUAAAUAAUAUUAAUACUAUAAUAUAAAUCACUGUUAGGCGGUAGACAGAAAAAUAGAAUAGACACUGAGCGUAUCUCUGAGAGAUGAGAAUGAAUGAGUGACAGGAGAAGAUAGGACAAGAAAUGAAUACAUAAAUAGCACUUAAAAGAAUACAUAAAUGUGGUUUGAUAGUAGACAAAAUGAGAGAAAAUAAACUAAGACUGUUUAGACAUGCCAUGAGCGAAGAGGAAUCAGAAACACUAAUAAUUGUAAUAAAAAUAAAUGUAAGAGGAAAGAGGAAGAUCAAAAGAGCAGUGGUUAGAUGCGAUUGAGAAUACGAGGACGCCGGGUGCAUGAGAGAAAGAUUAGGGAAACGAGUUAAUUGAAAUUUUAGAAUGAGGGUAAAUAACCCCAAAUAGUUGGGAUGAAGGCAAAGGAGGAGAAGAAGAAAAAGAUCUUCUCCUCAAGUUCACCACAAAUAAUAAAGGAAUGAUCAUUUUAUCUAGAUAUUCUUAGCUUUAAAUUGUUGGUAUUAUCUUAGAGAAAAAACUGAGGAAUACAAUAAUUUAAAAUGUAUUAUCAUCUAUUAAAUAAUUUUGUAUUGCUAUACAGGUUGCUCUAAUUAUGUUGUUUGAGAGUAAGAGUAUAAAAUAUCCAUAACUGUAGUAUACAAUUUGAAAUACCUGUAUAAUUAAUUAAUUUACUGAGUUAUUUUAAUAUCAAAUGAAAUAAAUGUGUUUUUCUUUUCUUAUGAACAUAAAUAAUAAUAUAAUUAUGAUUUAAAAUCAGUCUAAUUUUAAAGAAUCAGAAAACUCUAAAUAAAAUUAUAAAUUAUAUUAUUUUUGAAAAAAUGUACAUACUUUUUUAUAACUCAUUAUUUCAAUUAUAUAAAUUACAUAGUUUUUAAUGUAUUUUAGGGGUAAACCAUUGACAUUAUGGACAUUGAUUGGAAGAGAAACUGUAACAAAUGAUGAAUUAGUUCAAUACUUAAUAUUAAUAUCUCAAAAUAAUAUUAGUUGUCCUAUUAAAUUAACUGAUCUAAAGAAUGAAGAGCGCCCAUUGCCUGUUUUAUUUUCAAGUUGUGAUGUAAAUCCAUUAAUCUGUGUUACAUUACAAGAAUUGGAUAACCAAUAUUUUUUCACUGUAUACAAUCAGCCAUAUCCACAAGUCAUUCUUUACAAUUAUUGUCCAGUAUCAUUGACUAUUGCUUUAACUAAAAAAUCCAAGUCAAAAUAUAAGUCUAAAGAACCAAUACCGUUUUCAUUUGAUUGGAAUUGGACAUACAGGAUAACCUCUGGAAAUUAUUCUUACCUAUCUUUUCCAUACUCUGUAUCAUCCAAACAAUUUCCUGGAGUAUUAAUAGGACUAGAUAAAAAACCUUUUAAAGGUAAUUUUUAUUAAUCAUUUUGAGGUCCUAAUAUUUUUUAACUAACGUAAAUAUAAUUUUUUAGGUUGGUUUGCAAACAUAGAGUUGAGCGUUUGUGAAAGUAGAUUAGUGUCAGUACCUGGUCAGAUGAAUGAUAUAAAAGUAUCAAUAACAAAAAGAGCAUUUACCUUAGAUGUAAUUUUUAAACCGGCUGCACAAUUUGAAUUUUCAGCUAAUGAAGUACGAUUAAGAUUGGCUAAUUGUAAACAAUUUAAAGGUAAUUUAUUAAUCAAAAAAAUGUACACAUUAAAUUUUUAAAUUAUAUUAAAUAUUAUCUAAAGACUAUUUUAUUUAUACUAAAUUUUUUCUAACUAUUCUAGAUACUACUUUGUCAUCAAAUAAUGAAUUAUUGAAUAAUGUGAGAAACGAGUAUAUUCGUACUCCUACAAAUUCUAUACAAAAUAUAAUUUCAACAAAAAUUUAUAGUAAUUAUUUUUAUUGUUACAAUUGUGUUUUUCUGUUUAAAUUUAAUUUUAAUGUGCAAAUUAUUGUUGAAAUUUUGUAGGGCUUUGGCCAUCAAUAAAAUGUCAUAUUCAUACAUUUAUAUUUACAUUAUUUGUUGAUGACAUUGGAUUCAAUUCAAAGGCUGUAAUUUCAAUGACAUUGGAUAAUAUAGCAGCAACUUUAGAUGAGAAUCAGGUAAAUAUUUUUUGAAAAUGUCUUGUCACAUUUUGUUUUAUAAUAAUGGGAUACAUUUAAUUAAUUUUAGAUUCUGAGCGAUUCUAGUCUGUGGACACGUUUUAUCCUAGUAAACUUGCUCCAAUUUUUACAUGUAGCAACUUUUCUAAAGUUCAAGUUGUCUAUAUUGUACAUUAGGUUAUUUUAAUUUUCUACGCUAUUUUUAAAUAAAAGUACUCAAGUGGGUAUAAAACAUAGAAAAAGGUACAAUUUCAUGAUUUAAUUAUUUUAUAAAAACACGGACAUUUUCUUCCAGAAAAAAUGAAUUAAUCGAAAAAUAACAAGAUACCUUUUUUGUCGCCUUUUUGGUUUACUUUCUUACUGUAUCAUUGCUCAAAACUUUGAACUUUUAAGGGAUUUUAAUUUUUAGUAAUUUUUUUGCUGCAAUUCGGUUAUAAAAAUACAUGUAGAGACUUGAAUAAUUGAAACUUGGCAAUAAUAAUUGUAUUGGACUUACCUAGACGUGGUAAAAUUUCCAAAAUUGUUGGCGGACUUUUUUUUUUUUAAUAAGUGUUUUGAAAUCAAAUUUUAAAUAAAAAUCGUAAAAAAAAUAUGGUACUUCAAAUUAUGUAUUACUGAACGGCGCUCGGAAUUUUGUCAGGCAAUGGUUUAUCAUUGCUUACAGAUAUAAAUUAAAUAAUCUUAUGAAUUCUUUUUCAACUUCUCACCUACAAUAGUGGCCGCUCCUAUCCCCAGUAAAAAAAAAAUAUUAUUUAAAUUUUUAUAUGAUAAUUAUUUAUUUUCACGCGAUAAAGAAGUAUGGCGUUUAGAAUUGCAUAAUUUCCUAACUACAUGACAGGUACAUUUAUUUGUUUUACAUUUUGUCUUACAGUGACAUCUUAGAUAACCUUAUGUGCCCAUAAGACUAUAACAGACUACAGCUUUUCGAAAUGUUAUCUCUUUUCCUCCUAUGAUUCAAGAAGAGUUUUGAGAUCUAACAAAAUUUCUUUGCAUGUCAUAAGUUGAAAUUUCGUGUACUUGUGUUUUAGAAAACCAUUUUCGGUGCCUUAUUCAAAUAUAAAUACAUCACAAAACCCUACGUUAGUAAGCCGCACUAAGCUUAUUAAUAUUCCCACUAUAAUACUAUCUAUCAUCAUUAAGAUAACUAAAUUUUUCACUGACUGUAAAAAUUGUCGAUAAUCAACCAAACAAAUAAUAAAUAAAAAUAUAAACUGGUUUGUUAGGUAACUAAUGUCAUUUACUAGAAAAUAACAUUAUUUUGCUUUAUUACAUCAUUUACUGUACCAUAUACAAGUAAAACAUUAAUUUUAAUAGUUCAUCACAAACAUUUAUUUUAUUUUUAUAUACCUAUUUAUUGUUCAUUAUACUACAAGUAUUUUGAAUAUUAAAAUAAUGAUGAUAAUAAUAAUGAAAUAAAUUUUACCAUUCUAAUGUUUAAUUAAAAUAUUAAGCCCCUUCAAAAUUAAAUUAAAUUGGUAAAUUUAGUUAUCUAAAAGCCUUUGUGCCGAAAAUUAUGUUUUAGUUAUUAUAUUAUGUAUAUAUCAUGAUUAUUUGUGUUAGUUAUUUUUUUUAUAAAUUACUAAAAUAUUUUUUUAAAAUAUAACAUUCAAAUAAUUAAAUUUAUUUUAGGAUGCUUCAAAAGAAGAAAUGAAUCUCAUUAUUUCAAUAAAUAACAUUCAAAUUGAUAAUAAUGCAUUUAUUGAUGGACAUUAUGAUUUUCCUGUGGUACUAGUUAGACAAAAAAACCAUUUUGAAGAUGUUUAUUAUGAUACUAGUUUCUUGAAACCAUUGACAAAUAUAAUAAAUGAUUUAAGACUAUUAGAUUCCGCUUUUAUUUUAAAAUUCACUUUAGAUAAAGCCUAUCAUUCAACACCAGGUAUUUAUGAUUUAUUUAAUAUUAUUAUAUGUAGGUACCUAUUAAUUUGCAAAAAAAAAUUAUUAAGACACUUUUCUGUUUUUUUUUUUUUUUUCAGUAAUUUUGGAUCUAGAAAUAACUUUACUUACAUUUGAAGCAUUUAUUGAAGAUCGCUAUUGUUAUUACAUGUUAGAAAUAUUGAAAAAUUUUAAAUCAACAGUAUCUUCUACCAAAGAACAUCUUAACAUUGAUGGAUUUAUUCCACUAAAUUACUUAGUGUUAGCACAUUCCCAAGAAUAUCGAAAUCCUUUAGUAUUUAGAACAUUUACAAUAAAACCAUUUAAAGUGAUGAUAAGUCUACAUACAUCAACAACAUUUUAUGUGGCUCUCGAUCGAUCACCUUUAGAUUUUACUGAGUUUUCAAAAACAAAUCUAAUAGCUUCGUCUUAUCAACUUGGUCGUAGUUUAUCAUUGCAUUAUUUUUUAAAUGCAAUAUAUGGAACUGGGUGGGCAUUAGGUUCAUUAGAAUUCUGGGGCUCUCCUGGAGGUCUAGCUAGAUCUGUUGGAACUGGCUUGUAUGAUUUUGUAACUUUAUCUGCUCAAGGCAUGGCAGAAGGACCAAAAGAAUUUUUUGUUGGUGUUUUAAGUGGAUCUGCAUCACUAGUUAAGCAUGUUACAACUGGAGCAUUAUCAUCAGUAACAAAAUUUGCAUCUAGUUGGUCAAGAACAUUUAAUCGAUUAACUCUUGAAGCUGAAGAUUUGGAACAAAUUGAAGAAAUUAGACGUUUACGACCACAAAAUUUGUCACAAGGAAUUAUACAAGGCCUUAGUGAAUUUGGGAUUAGUUUAUUGGGAGCAGUUGGUGGUUUAGUUAAUCAUCCAAUUCAAUAUGCAAUUCAAGAGGGUCGAGAAAGAAAACGAGGAUUUGUCAAUACUGUGGCUAUAGGAUUAGUUGAAGCUAUUACCAAACCAAUCAGCGGAGCUGCGGAAUUAGUAGCAAUGACGGGUGAAGGAUUUUUAGCAGGUGUGGGUUGGAUUAAAACACCACAGGUAAAUAAUAUGUAAACAUACUAUUUGUAUUAUAUUCUAUUGUAAAGGUCAUUUUUUUUUUAUUUGUUACACACAGUGUUUAAAUUAAUUUUUACAGUAAAUGUAUGAGAUUACAGGCAGGUUUAGCAUACUAGUGUAUAAAAUUAAAUUAAUCAUUAUUUAAUUACAAAUAUUUUUUUUUUUUGUUUUUGUUUAGUUACGCUCAAGUCUCAGCAAUAGUGAAAUAGGAUUUGGUACAUCUGAACUUCGAUAUUCCUGGUUAAUAUUAAAUAAACAUUUGAGUCCAAUAGAGCAAGUAUUAUUAACUUGUGAUGCAUCAAUGGAUAAUUUUGACCAUGAACAGAAGUUUUUAGAAUUAACGUUGGUUUUAACAGAUAGAUUUUUAUAUUUAAUUAAAAAUCCAAAUUCUAUGUUACCCAAUGUACUACACUUUCCAAUAACUCAAAUCGUCACACCAAGUCAACGACACCAGGAUCCUUCAUUAAUUACAAUAACUAUUCGUAUGUCAGCACAGGUACCUAAUAAAUGGGGGUAACAUAUACUUUAAAAUAAAAUUAUUCUAUUUAUUUUUAAUUAAUGCAUGUUUAAUAACCAACAGAAUGAUACAACAUAUGCUCGAGUAGCUGACUAUGUGCGUAAAUCACAAAGUUUUUUAAAUAUGGAAUCAAAAACUAUAUCAGAUCAAACACAUAAAUUAUUGGUCAGCCCACAGUUGAGAAAUCAUAUUUUAAAUUCAAUUGAAUUUCUCAAACGACAUAUUCAAAAUAAAGGAUAUGCAGUAAUAUAA
Messenger RNA from Cinara cedri, 34783 nucleotides. Lineage: Eukaryota; Metazoa; Arthropoda; Insecta; Hemiptera; Aphididae. The record is from the annotation of a GenBank genome assembly.